Molecule: messenger RNA, 3835 nt
Organism: Rana temporaria (common frog)
Lineage: Eukaryota; Metazoa; Chordata; Amphibia; Anura; Ranidae
Gene: INPP5B
Product: inositol polyphosphate-5-phosphatase B
Exons: 24
Coding region: 109-2847 (912 amino acids)
Biological process (GO): phosphatidylinositol dephosphorylation; signal transduction
Cellular component (GO): membrane; cytosol
Molecular function (GO): phosphatidylinositol-4,5-bisphosphate 5-phosphatase activity; inositol-1,4,5-trisphosphate 5-phosphatase activity
Source: RefSeq, a predicted model, not a curated record
AACUGUUCUGACAAAUCUGCUAUUCAUGUUUCCUCCCAGCAUACCCUGCCUGCAGAGGAAAACAUCUCGGCCCACAUCUGCCUAUUUAAAGAUUUGACUGAUACAGUCAUGGACCAGUCUAUAGCAAUUCAGGACUCUUUGGACACAGGAGAAAAUUGCUCUGUAGCUGUACAAGGAAUCCUAAAUACCCCAGAUAGCAAGGAAAGUAGACUGGUGGGACUGGUGGAGUGCAAGGAGACAGCAGCGAUCUUCUUAUAUAAGCACAGAAGAAUGGCUUUAAGCGCAGAGGAUGUGUCCCUGGAUAUAGUUAUCCCAUUAGUAGAAGGAACCAUGAUUGGAGAAGUAACACCUUGUGACCGUUUUCGAAUUAUUGGUUCUGACAUCACAGUGAUGAUAACAUCUCCAGAUACGGAGCUGGUGGUGCAGCUACCAUUUGGUUCUCACACACAAGAAUUUCUGCAAAGAGUCAAUCUUUUACUUGAAGCAAGACUUCCUGGGCUUACUUCUCCUCAGUUUUUGUGGCUGCGAAAGUACUGGCAGAGAAGCCUUCCAAAUCUUAACAGUUUCUUCAAUUUACCUCAGACAGAAGAUUAUGAACACAACCACCCUCCCUUAAGGCACAGCAAAUCAAAUGCAGAGCCCAGUGCAGAUCACAUCCAGCAGAAUGGACAGUGGCUGAAGCCUGCACAGAGAUCAGACCCAUCACGAUCACCAAAAGCUUCUCACAGACAUAAGACAAAAUCGGACAUUACUGGCAUGGUGCGGUCAGCAGAUGUAAUCUCUGUUAACAAGGCAGAAAUGCUGCCUAUCUCCAAAUUUGGAUUACGGGAUAAUUUAAUUAAGUCAGAGCUCCUGAUAAAAGAACCUACAUACACCUACAUACAAGAUUUCCGGUUUUUUGUAGGAACAUACAAUGUGAAUGGACAGUCACCAAAGGAAAGUUUGCAACCAUGGCUAAGUACAGAUGUUGAACCACCAGAUGUAUACUGUAUUGGGUUUCAAGAACUUGACCUAAGCAAGGAAGCAUUUUUUUUCAAUGACACUCCCAAGGAAGAAGAAUGGUUCAAAGCAGUAUCCGAAGCAUUACACCCAAGAGCCAAAUAUGCAAAGGUAAAGCUAAUAAGACUUGUUGGAAUUAUGCUGCUGUUCUACAUUAAGAAGGAGUUAGCUGUUCACAUCUCAGAGGUAGAAGCAGAAACUGUUGGCACAGGAAUCAUGGGUAGGAUGGGUAACAAGGGAGGUGUAGCCGUUCGGUUCCGGUUUCAUAACACUCACAUUUGUGUUAUAAAUUCCCACUUGGCUGCCCAUGUUGAUGAAUUUGAAAGGAGGAAUCAGGACUUCCGAGACAUCUGCUCCAGAAUGCAAUUUCCAGAGGUGGAUCGAACACUUCCUCCUCUGACCCUUCACAAACAUGAUGUUGUGUUAUGGCUUGGAGAUCUAAACUACAGGUUAAAGGACAUAGAUGUUGAGAAAGUGAAGAAACUUAUUGGAAUUAAGGACUAUAAAUCCAUCUAUGAGUUUGAUCAGCUGAAGCAGCAGAGGGAGGAAAAAGCAGUCUUUGAUGGUUUCACGGAAGGAGAGAUAAACUUUCAGCCAACGUACAAAUAUGAUACUGGUUCUGAUGAGUGGGAUACAAGUGAAAAGUGCCGUGCACCUGCCUGGUGUGACCGCAUACUCUGGAAAGGCAAACAUGUAAAGCAGAUGGAUUAUCAAAGUGUUAUGAGCUUAAAAACAAGUGACCAUAAACCAGUCAGCUCUGUUUUUAAUAUUGGGGUGAAAGUGGUCAAUGAAGAGCUGUAUAAAAAAACAUUCGAGGAAAUUGUCCGUUCUUUGGAUAAAAUGGAGAAUGACUGCAUUCCUUCAGCUACACUGUCUCAGAGAGAGUUUCACUUUAGGGAUGUGAAGUACAUGCAGCUACAGGUUCAGACAUUCACCAUUCAUAAUGAUGGACAAGUGGCAUGUCAGUAUGAGUUCAUAAGUAAGUUGGAUGAGCCCUCCUACAGUAAACAGUGGCUCCGAGCUAAUCCAAGCAAAGGAUUCCUAACACCAGGAUCAGAAACGCAAAUAGAACUGGAGCUGUUUGUAAAUAACCAAUCAGCUGCUCCGCUCAAUUCCGGUGAAGAAAAAUUAGAAGAUAUUUUAAUCCUCCACUUGGAUAGAGGAAAGGACUUUUUUCUCUCUGUGACUGGAAACUAUCUGCAUAGCUGCUUUGGAUCCUCUAUUCAGAUGAUGUGCCAUAUUAGAGAGCCUAUCAGAGACAUGUCAGCGGAGACAAUCCAUCAAUUGGCACAAAUGCCUCUUCAAAUAAAGGAUGACUUUGUUGGUGCAGAAAAACCAUUGGAUAUUCCUAAAGAGCUGUGUAUGAUGGUUGACCAUUUGUAUCGGAACUCAUCUCAGCAGGAAGACCUGUUUCAACAGCCUGGAUUAAGACCAGAAUUUGAAGCCAUCAGAGACUGCUUAGACACAGGAUUUCCAGAAUCUAUUCCUGGAAGCAACCAUUCUGUUGUUGAAGCCUUAUUGCUCUACUUGGAGGGUCUUCCUGAGCCUGUGGUGUGUUAUCAUUUAUAUUACACCUGUCUGCAGUGUGCUGAAGAUUAUAGCAGCAGUAAAGAGGUUAUUUCCAGAUUACCACUGCACCACAAAAAUGUCUUCAACUACCUGAUAUCUUUCUUGCGAGAGCUGCUGAGCAACUCAUUACAGAACCAUCUAGAUAUUAACAUUUUAGCAAGUAUAUUUGGGAAUCUUUUACUCCGACCUCAUCCUGACCAACCCAAAGCCAGCAACUUAGAGAAGAGGAAAUGCCAGGAGUUUAUUCAACAUUUUCUCAUGCACAGCGAGGAUCCUUGAAUUGCCUAUCUUGUUUGGGCAUCAGCAGACAUUCAGAAGACGUGCCUAGGUUUCGUGCCAUUUCUGAUGGUUUACAUCUUGAUGCUUUUGAGACAUCUUUUUUACAGCUAUAAGUGUAAAAAACUACAUUUUUUAUAUAUAAAUGAUAAAAGAUUUAUUAAUCUUUUGACCUAAGCCACUGUGCCUUAAAUGUACUUUGUUACCCUUUUAAUGGCCUUUAAUGUGGUUGAAUCAUAUGUUCUACUGUCCCACAGCACCAUGAUUGUCCAAAAUUGUAACUCAACCAAAUACUUUUGACUGUAUAGAGAACCUGAUUAGUUUAGGCUGUAUUGUUGUCUGAGUACUCCCCAUUUCUACGUGUCAACAAACAGGGGCACAUACCGCUAUAAAAAGCUGUCAAAGGAGCUAACAUUUCCCCACUCUACUCAACUUUUAUACCGUGGUCUCUGUCCCUCUUCAAGAUUUAGCCUUCUUUCCUGGCAACAUGUUGUCACUGGAACCAGAAACAGGAUAACCUCCCCAACGGGACCACAGAGAACAUUAAAAACUGCCCGAGGUUCUAAGCUUUCCCUUUAAAUCCAAAAAUGAAGAAAGUUUUUUUUUUUUUUCCUGAAGAUGAACUUUCAAUUCUUUCCUAUCCUGGAAAUGUAAUCACACAUAGGCCAAUUUCUCAUUGUUAUUUAUGCUGGAUGUAACUGACUGAAUGCUGUCCAGGGCAUAGAUAAUAUAUUUUUGUCUCGAUCAUUGUUACUGUAAAAUGUUAUGUAUAAAGUCAGCUAUUGUAUUUUUUUUUUAUAUUUUUAAGGAAUUUUAAACUGCUUUGUUUCAAUUUAAAAUAAUGUGCAUAUAUUUUCUACUUUGUACUUAUAUGAGAUAUGAGUUUUUUUUAAACUAAUAUUUAAUGUUUUGUAUUAAUGCAAAUGGAUAAAUAUAUUUUAAAUACAUUUGGGGUUAGCUGUAGACACUAAUAAAAAACACCAAAACCUUU